Molecule: messenger RNA, 1186 nt
Organism: Coffea eugenioides
Lineage: Eukaryota; Viridiplantae; Streptophyta; Magnoliopsida; Gentianales; Rubiaceae
Product: probable caffeoyl-CoA O-methyltransferase At4g26220
Exons: 7
Coding region: 304-993 (229 amino acids)
Molecular function (GO): S-adenosylmethionine-dependent methyltransferase activity; O-methyltransferase activity
Source: RefSeq, a predicted model, not a curated record
CCUGCCAAGAUCGACGAGGUCUGACAAUCCAAUGACCAUCUCUAGAUUAAUGCGGCCACUGAACAAUCACCGCAAGGGAUAGUGACGGUGUACCAUCAAGUCGUCCACGUCAAUACUUCAAUACUUCAAUGCUGUCGCCCACGCAAGGGAAAAUGCCGUACUCUACUUUCUUUGGGAUUCCUUCUCUCUUGCGACACUCCAGAGAACGGGAAAACUUAAAAUAAGGCUUAGGGGGCAUUCAAAGACUUUUUGUUUUUUGGUUUCUAAGCUCAUCUAAGCAGUUUGUACAGUUGCUUGGGAACAAUGGAAAACAAGGGAGUGUUGCAGAGUAGGGAACUCUAUCAGUACCUCCUGGAGACUAGUGUCUAUCCACAUGAACUGCAGCCUCUCAAGGAGCUAAGGGAUGUUACUGCAAGUCAUCCGUGGGCCAUUAUGGCAACUGCCCCAGAUGCUGGUCAGUUGAUUGCCAUGCUCUUGAAACUAAUAAGUGCCAAAAAGACAAUAGAGAUUGGUGUCUUUACUGGAUACUCCCUACUGCUUACUGCCCUUACAAUACCAGAUGAUGGCAGGAUUGUAGCAGUUGACCAGAACAGAGAUACAUAUGAGAUAGGGCUGCCAAUCAUAAGAAAAGCUGCAGUUGAACAUAAGAUCGACUUCAUUGAAUCCGAGGCUCUUCCAGUUCUUGAUAAACUCCUUGAAGAAAAUCUUAACCACGAAGCCUUUGACUUUGCUUUCGUUGAUGCGGACAAAUUAAAUUAUCUGAAGUACCAUGAGAAACUGUUGAAAUUGUUAAAGCUUGGUGGAAUAGUUGUAUACGACAACACACUUUGGGGAGGAACGGUGGCCUUGCCGGAAGAAUCUGUGGCUGAGGAAAUGAAAGCAGGCAGGCAUUUCACAAUUGAGUUCAACAAAUUGCUAGCUGCUGAUACCCGAGUUCAAAUAUCCCAGGUUCCUCUGGGUGAUGGGAUUACUAUUUGUAAGCGUCUCCACUAAGCUUAUGCAGGAGUAUUUACUUGGUAGCUGUAAAUUUCUGUUCUUUGUCAACAUGCUUGUAAGCAUGAAAUUGUGGACUUAAGAUUCUUGUUUUGUGUUUAUAAUAUCAGCCUUCAGUACAAGAUUUUAAUGCCUUUUUGAAAUAGAUAAAAGAAGUCAUCGUUGGAAGGAAAUUAUUUGCUAGUCACAUAAG